Messenger RNA from Olea europaea var. sylvestris, 1835 nucleotides. Its product is annotated as vesicle-associated protein 1-4-like. Bases 247 to 1302 code for a protein of 351 amino acids. Gene Ontology annotation, cellular component: plasma membrane; endoplasmic reticulum membrane. NCBI's taxonomy places the organism in Eukaryota, Viridiplantae, Streptophyta, Magnoliopsida, Lamiales, Oleaceae. The record is from RefSeq and is a predicted model, not a curated record. The transcript has 11 exons. Gene Ontology annotation, biological process: endoplasmic reticulum membrane organization.
CCAGACAGUUGAAAAUUCCUCAUUUUCAUUUCUCGUCUGCACUUUGUUCGGUACAUUUAAUAAUAUACACCCGCGACAAAGUCAAAUGAUGAUUAGAAAUGUCGUCAGGUAAAUUUCUUCUGCUCCUUCCUCCAUUUCAAUGCUCGUUCAAUCUUCGAAUCCUUCUCCCUUCCUCCCCCAUUUAUCCUCUAACACAGAAAACAGACUUCAUUGUUAAAUUGUUAAUCGAUAUUUGAGGGGGGAAAAAUGAGCACGGAAGAACUUCUUAAGAUCGAGCCUUCAGUGCUUACUUUCCAAUUUGAGCUGAAUAAGCAAGCAUCUUGUUCAAUUCGGUUAUCAAAUAAUACCCAAAAACGUGUUGCUUUUAAGGUUAUGACCACUAAUCCUAAAAAGUAUUGGGUUCAAUUCAAUGUUGGAAUUAUUUCACCCAGAUCAACAAAAGACAUCACAGUAACAAUGCAAAGCCAGAAGAAGGCUCCUCCUAGCAUGCAAUGUAAGGACAAGUUUCUAAUUCAGAGUAUAGUUCCAAGUUCUGGCGCAACUGUCGAAGAUUUUAGAAGUUUGUUCAACAAGGAAGGACAUCCUAUUCAAAAGUGCAAACUGGAAGUGGUAUACAAUAUUGUGCCCCAAGUUCCAUCAUCAAUUCCUGAUGGAUCGACAAGAGCAAGGAAGCUACUUGAUGUCAAACCGUCAAAGCUCCACUUUCCGUUUGAACUGAAUAAGGAGCUCUCUUGUUCAUUUCAGUUGUCAAAUGUGACUGAGAAUCGCGUUGCUUUUAAGGUCAAGACUACGAAUACGAUAAAGUAUUGUGUUAUUCCAAGCAAGGGGUUUGUUUUGCCUCGAUCAACUUGUGAUAUCACAGUGAAAAUGCAAGCACAGAAUGAGUUUCCUCCAGAUGUGAAAUGCAGUGAUAAAUUUCUAAUUCAGAGUAUAGUUGCAAAUGCUGCUGCAACUACAAACGACAUCCCUGCCGACAUGUUCAACAAGUGUGAAGAGUGCAAACUUAGAGUGGAGUAUGUAUUCUGGCCACAUCCACCAUCAACAAUGACAUCAGAAGAAGGUUCUUCAUGGAAUGUAUCAAACGUGGAAGCAAGAAAUUCAAGUAAUCCCAAGGUUGUGCCUGGGCAUGACAGAAUUGUAAAUAAUGGACGUGAUGUAAUCUUGGGCUUAAUCAUCAUUGGCUUGUUUGGCAUAGUUAUCUGGUGCAUCAUGAAAAUGGCCAUGCCGCUCAUCGGGUAUUCAUCUUUUGUUUUAUACUUAUACUCACUACAACAUUUCAUAACAAGAAUUAUGUCUUAUUGACUUAAAAACCAGUGAUUGAGGCUGCAUAUCUAAAUUGAGUUUAGACAGAUUCAAUUGACUAAAAGCUUGAUUUUCAACUCUUGUGCUCUAGAAUCCAGAAGAACUUUUUGAGCAAAAAAUUCGUCAUUGAGUUAUUAAUGUCCAUUUCAUGUUCAGAAUUUCAUUUGCCCUUACGGAAACUAAUAAUUACUUGUGACAUUUGUGUUGAGUUUUAAGAAGUGUGAGGCAGUGACAGUCGAAGUUUCUGAGUUUUUGAUUUCAUUCAAGUCUCUAUAAGACUAUAAUUGAUAAUUGCAACUCAUAAACUUAUUACAUAUUGGGAAAAUUACAGCUGCAGUCCCAAACCUGAACAAAAUAUAACAAAUAGGUCCUCAACCUUCAGUUUGUAGUUCUGUAGCAAACAGGUCCCCAGUAGACGGUUCUGUCCAUUUCAGCAUUUUAAAAUUAAAUUUUUCUUUGCAAAACCAUUAUACCCUUAGUUUUAUAUGCAGUUAAAAAGGAAAAAAGAAAAAUCUGCCAAACUAAAAUGAAAG